Messenger RNA from Miscanthus lutarioriparius, 945 nucleotides. The record is from the annotation of a GenBank genome assembly. NCBI's taxonomy places the organism in Eukaryota, Viridiplantae, Streptophyta, Magnoliopsida, Poales, Poaceae.
AUGGAGCAGCGAGCUAACCGUCGGCACAGCGGUGGAGUUGCUCCUAGUGCUCCACGAGCGAAGCCUCGUCCAGUCUUGGGCACACGCAGGGUCGACGCCAGCACGGACGCCGCCACCGGCGUCACCUCCAGGGACGUUGUUAUCGACGUCGCCACCGGCCUCGCCGCGCGUCUCUACAUUCCCAGCGACGUCCUCGGUACAUCCACGAAGCUGCCCCUCCUCGUCUACUUCCACGGCGGCGCCUUUGCCGUGAACUCGGCCUUCUCCACGCAGUACUUCCGCUUCCUCAACGCGCUCGUGUCAGCGGCCCGCGCCGUGGCCGUGUCCGUCGACUUCCGUCUCGCGCCCGAGCACCCGGUGCCCGCCGCCUACGACGACGCAUGGGCCGCGCUCGGCUGGGCAGUGGCUACCGCCAGCUGCGCCCGCGUGUCGUCCGGGCAGGAGCCGUGGCUUGCCGAGCACGGCGACCCCACGCCCCUCUUCGUCGCGGGCGACAGCACCGGCGGCAACAUCGCGCACAACGUGGCGAUGAGGGCAGGCAGGAGCGGUCUGCCUGGCGGCCCGCGGAUCGAAGGGAUGGUGCUCCUGCACCCGUACUUCUGCGGCAAGGAGCUCGUGCCGUCCGAGAGCGCGGAGCCCCUCCGGUCGUUGGAGACGGCGGAGCGGUGGUGGGCCUUCGUGUGCGCGGGGAGAUACGGGAUCGACCACCCGUUCGUCAAUCCGCUGGCGAUGCCAGCGACGGAGUGGGUGUCGCUCGGCUGCCGGCGUGCCAUGGUGACCGUGGCCGAGCUGGACAGGAUGCGGGACAGAGGCCGGAGGUACGUGGAGGCGCUGAGGGCCAGCACGUGGGCAGGAGACGAGGCCGUGCUGUACGAGGAUCAAGGCGAGAGGCACGUCUUCUUCCUCAGUAGAUCCGACGGUAGCGGCAAGACGAAGCAGAGAUGA